AAACAAGAUAACAAUUUUAACCACAAAAAUAAUUAUUUAUAGGUGUUAUUUUUGUUAGAUAAAAUAAAGAAAGUAUAUAAUUAAUAAACGUGUAACCUCAAAAAUUACUGAAAAAAGUUCAAUAUGUUUUGGAUUCUUGGAGCAGUACUGUUAGCAACUCUAACCUACUACUUCCUUAUAAAACCACUUUAUUUCUGGAAAGAACGAGGUGUUCCACAGAAAGACUUCUUCGAAGCUUUUAGCUUCUCGUGGUUUGGUCUGUUCUAUCGCAUGACGUUUACAGAAAAUAUAAUCAGCCUUUACAGGGGUUUCCCUGGGAGCAGAUAUCACGGCUUCUAUCAAUUCAAUUCUCCUUCUCUGUUAAUCAAAGAUGUUGAUUUGAUCAAGCAAAUGGUAAUAAAGGACUUUGAUUAUUUUAACGAACAUCGUGUUUUCGCUAGGGAAGAUGUAGAUCCUAUGUGGGCAAAAAAUCUGUUUGCUUUAACAGGUAGCAAAUGGAGAAAUAUGAGAUCAACCCUUAGUCCCUCGUUCACCAGCAGCAAGAUGAAAGGAAUGUUUCUCUUAAUGAAAGCUAACGCUGAGAGGUUCGUCAAUUUUUACCUCAGUCAAAACAAAGAUGUGUUCCCAGUGGAAAUGAAAGAAGUAUCUUCGCGGUAUAGUAACGAUGUGAUAGCUUCAACUGCCUUUGGAUUUGAAGUUGAUUCGCUGGCCAAGCCGAACAACGAAUUCUACGUCAACGGAAAGAGUUUAACUGCAUUUGGUAGCUACAGAGCCUUAUUUAGAUUUGUUUUUAACAUAUUUCUACCAAGUGUCGCGAAGCUCUUGAACAUCAGAAUCAUCGAAGAAAGCGUCGGGGACUUCUUUACGAAGAUUAUUGAAGAUUCUAUUAAAAUGAGAGAAGAAAAAGGAAUUGUGAGGCCAGAUAUGAUCCAUUUACUUCUAGAGGCAAGAAAAGGAACCUCUAAAGCCGAUGAACAGCAGACUACUGAUGAUACUGGAUAUGCCAUUGUCGAAGAACAUCUUAAAUCUGAAGUAAAAACCGAUAUCACCAACGACGAUAUUGUCGCCCAAGCUCUUGUCUUCUUCUUUGCGGGUUUUGACUCGAGUUCCAACUUAAUGAGCUUCUUAGGACAUGAACUAUGUGCCAAUCCAGAUAUUCAAGAGAGCCUUAGAGAUGAAGUUAAAGAAACUAUGGAAAAUUGUAAUGGAAAAUUAACAUACGAAGCUCUUGUAAACAUGAAAUAUAUGGAUAUGGUGGUGUCAGAAUGCCUAAGAAAAUGGCCAGCUAUGCCAACAUUGGACAGACUAUGUACCAAACCGUAUACCAUCGAACCAGUUUUACCUGAAGAAAAGCCAGUUCAACUAAAACCAGGUGACAUCGUACAUCUGUCCAUCUACUCCAUCCAUCACGAUCCUGAACUAUUUCCAGAUCCAGAAUCUUUCGAUCCUGAAAGAUUCAGUGAAGAAAACAAAGCUAACAUUAAACCCUAUUCUUAUAUGCCAUUCGGACUGGGACCCAGGAAUUGUAUCGGCUCCAGAUUUGCGCUUCUAGAAACAAAAAUAUUAUUUUUCUAUAUUUUGAGAUAUUUUAAAAUAGUCCCGACCGAAAAAACGGAUAUACCGAUCGAAUUGGACAAGAGUGUGUUUAGGAUUAUACCAAACAAAGGUAUUAAUGUAGGAUUUGAACGUAUUAAAUCAGAAUAAAAAUAAAACAAUAUGGAAAAAAAAUUUUAAGAAACGCUUUUAUUAAGUUAUGAGUGACUAAAAGUUAAAAUAUAAAAAAAUCAAUAAAAAAGCAAAAAAUAAAAAAAUCAAUCUCGACGGAUUAUUCGAAAAAAACGUUCGUUAAAAAUGAAAAAAUCUAACACAUUCGUCAAAGAAAAGCUUGGGGCGAAAACCGUUUAUUCGAUGAAGACGAGCCCCACGCUUUUCUUUAACGAAUGUGUUAGAUUUUUUCAUUUUUUUAACGAACGUUUUUUUCGAAUAAUCCGUCGAGUUUGAUUUUUUUUUAUUUUUUGCUUUUUAUUUGAUUUUUUUAUAUUUUAACUUUUAGUCACUCAUAAAUAAAUAAAAGCGUUUCUUAAAAAAAUCUUCAUAUUGUUUUAUUUUUUACUUUUUAGUCUUACACUUUUCAAACAUUAAAAUAUAUCGUCAUGUUUAAAAAAAAAGGAUGUAGGUAUAUGACAGAUACCUUUUUUGCAUUUAUUUUAACUUUUGAUACAUACAUUGUACAUUUUCUGUAAUUUCUUUAUAUUUCUUAAAUCAAAAUCAUUAUUUACGACUAUUAUAGUUUUCGCAGUAUUUCCAUCUCUUGUAAUACUUUACUAUUGCACGGUGUAGACGCUGUUAAUUUCUCGCAAUGCAGUUCUUCGAUGCGCAAGCCAUCUAAAAGUACGUAUCCAUACAAGGGUAAACCUCUCUCGGUGUAGUAGCUCCACUUAGUGGAUACGUCGCGUCAGUGAUCGCCGCUUGGCGCGUACACUCUUCGUUUCAACCGGUUUGCGGUUUAUAUAUAAGGGGCGCAUGCUGUAUCCAUUUGAGCAGCUACACCGAGCGGGGUUCACCCUUGUAUGGAUACGUACCUUAAUGAUCGCACUCGGCUCAAUGAAACGUAAGCUUUGCAGGCUCAAUGCAGGCUUUUAAGCAUGUCCUUACGCAAACACUUUCGGGCCCAAGUUCCCGACAGCGCAGCGUAGUCAGUAGUCGAACCUUGUGUUUUAUGGACAGUCGAAGCCCACGACGAUACUAAGGGCAACAUUCGUCCCUCUGCGGUGCCAUAACUUUUUUUCGCUGAAAACUGGAUAGAAAUCGGACAAAAACUGGAUAAAUUUGAAACUUUAUUGUUUGUAUAUGAAGCAUAACGUAAACAAAUAACGUAAAAGGUGAAAUUAUGUAUAGUUCAUAUAAUUAGCUAUAAUCUGUAAAAGUUUCAAGUUUCUACAUUGUAAAAAACAAGAGAAUUUAAGCAUUUUCCAUUAAAAUGGUUUUUUUAUUUAAACAAUUCAUAAACAUAAAAAAAAAUUUGAUCGACUAUUCGUGUAUUGUUCCCGCGAAUCCAUAUGUCUGCAAAAUUUCAUUCAUUUCCAUUGAAGAAAAGGCAGUCAAAUUAACUUCUAAAGAUUUGACGCAAACGAUUGAACUAAAUAAAAGCGUUUAAUAAUUGCAUUUA
Messenger RNA from Diabrotica virgifera virgifera (western corn rootworm), 3169 nucleotides. RefSeq names its product cytochrome P450 9e2. Gene Ontology annotation, molecular function: oxidoreductase activity, acting on paired donors, with incorporation or reduction of molecular oxygen; monooxygenase activity; heme binding. NCBI's taxonomy places the organism in Eukaryota, Metazoa, Arthropoda, Insecta, Coleoptera, Chrysomelidae. Bases 124 to 1704 code for a protein of 526 amino acids. The record is from RefSeq and is a predicted model, not a curated record. The transcript is spliced from 6 exons.